Messenger RNA from Hyposmocoma kahamanoa, 1414 nucleotides. Its product is annotated as leucine-rich repeat extensin-like protein 3. The coding region runs from base 234 to 860 and encodes 208 amino acids. NCBI's taxonomy places the organism in Eukaryota, Metazoa, Arthropoda, Insecta, Lepidoptera, Cosmopterigidae. The record is from RefSeq and is a predicted model, not a curated record. The transcript is spliced from 4 exons.
UUUUUAGUGAAACGUUGAGGCGGCCCAAAGUUGCUUCAAAUAAGCGGUUAAAAUUUGAUCCGAAUUGUACGUUAGCCACCAAACAACUCAAAAGCUUUAAAAACAAAAAGUUGCAAGCAAGUCACAGCUUCCAGGACUGUGAUUGCGGUUGCGAAGAUUUUGGACCCCAUGAUGUUUGCAAUGUUGCUAAAAAAUGCAUAAGAUCUUGUACCGCGGUCUACGCAAUACUAUGCAUGGAAUACAACUGUAGAUCUUUCAAGUGUCAUUUUAAAGAGGUUUGUGUCACUAGAUGUGAAAUCGAAUUCUGUCCGCAGCCAUGUCCAGAUCCAUGUCCUUGUCCUUGCCCUAAUCCGCCGUGCCCUCCGCCUUGUCCGUGGCCACCGUGUCCUCCACCUUGUCCGUGGCCACCGUGUCCUCCACCUUGUCCAGUACCGCCGUGUCCUCCACCAGUGCCACCACCGCCACCACCGCCACCACCACCUCCUCCGCCUCCUCCGCCUCCUCCGCCUCCUCCGCCUCCUCCACCUCCGCCACCUCCGCCACCUCCGCCGCCUCCUCCGCCACCUCCGCCACCUCCGCCGCCUCCUCCGCCUCCUCCGCCUCCUCCAUGCCCACCGUGCCCAUGUCCGUUUCCACCGUGCCCAUGUCCACCAUGCCCAUGUCCGUUUCCACCGUGCCCAAAUCCGUUUCCACCGUGCCCACCAUUUUGUUUUCCUUGCGGUCCUAAUAUUAAUAAUAAUAACAAUAAUAAUAAUAAUAACAACAACAACAACAACAACAAUAACAAUAACAACAACAACAACAACUGUAAUUGGAAUUAUAACAUUAAUAAUAAUAACAAUAAUAAUAAUAAUGGAUGAUAAUAAAUAAUAACAUAGAUAUUUUUAUUGUAGAGACGAAAAUCUAAAAUAGAUAGUGCAAAUAACAUAGUCCUAAGAUGUCGUGUUAAAAAAAACAAUUACCCUUUGGAAUAUGUUAGAUAGAUAGAUCUGGCUAAUGAGCCUGUUUGUGAAAGAGCUCGCGAGCUGCACACGUGCAUUACUUGUGCGAUCUGUUCGCGUGCCGUUUGCGCGUCACAUAUAAUAACAUGUAUUUAACUGUAAGGGGUGCAACGCGCGUGCGCGUACAGUGCACCUGCACACAUUUGCAAAGCAAUUCAAGAUAAAACAUUGAACCAGCUUGAGACCUCCAGUCUAAGACCUUUCAUUGUGAGAGGAGACCUAUGCCUCAUUGUGGGACUUCUAUAAUGAUAAGAAUCGAAAUAAAGUUAUCCGACAGUGAACCAAAGUUAUCAAUGUAGUUGACAAGAGUAAGAAAGCUGAAGUGAACCGUUAGCUGGCGGGUGAAACGUGUUCUUGAGUAGAGGCCAUGACUCGUCAAUCGUAGUGCAGGACGCUGGUCUUCUGGUCAGAUG